This is a messenger RNA of Nelumbo nucifera (sacred lotus), 1081 nucleotides long. RefSeq names its product CASP-like protein 2D1. Lineage: Eukaryota; Viridiplantae; Streptophyta; Magnoliopsida; Proteales; Nelumbonaceae. The record is from RefSeq and is a predicted model, not a curated record.
GAGCCUUUAAACAUGGAGCAAUGCUCCUAGCUUCUUUCAACGAGUUCUGAAAUAAGCUUUACAAGCAUGCGGUACCAAUAAUGCCUCUUCGAACCUCCCUUAGACAACUUCAAAUAAAUCCAAUGUGGCUGAUUAUUAUACUUAGAAAAGCAAGCCAAUUACUGAAUACUCAACCCACUAGGAAUGCUCCAUCUAGUAAGCAUUACUGACUCUCUCCUCCCUCUGGCUUUCCUUUUCAACCCACCACCGACCAAAGGAGAUAUUUUCUUUCUCCCUCUGGCUCUGGGUUUCUUUUUUUUUUUUUUUUCUUUAUCUCCUGUGUUUACCUUGUUCCGUUGUUCUUGUAUUUACUUAAUUAGAUUGCUGUGUUAGAGUGAGUUGCGUGUUAUUCUAAACUCAAGAUGAGAAAUUUUGAUGAAAAUCCACCCACCUCGAAAAACCAUCUCGACCCACUCAAGUUCCUAGAUCUCUCACUCAGGAUAUCUGUAAUUCCGCUCAGUGCUGCAUCCAUAUGGGUGACCGUGACAAACAAGCAGGACAGCAGCAGUUAUGGAAAGAUAGACUUCACCAACCUCACAGGACUCGAGUACAUGGUUUGCGUCAAUGCCAUCUCCGCUGGUUAUGGUAUUGUUGCUGUUAUUUUCUCAUGGCUCAGAGGCUUGUUCACUAAAGCUUGGUUUUUCUUUCUAUCUGACCAGGUGGUAGCUUAUUUAAUGGUUACAUCGGCCGCUGCUGUGAUUGAGAUACUGUACUUGGCUUACAAUGGUGACAAGGAUGUCUCCUGGAGCGAAGCAUGUAGUUCUUAUGGAAGGUUUUGCAGCAGAGUGAAGGUCGCUUUGGUCCUCCAUGCAUUGGCCCUUCUGUUCUUCCUCGUCUUAUCUCUUAUCUCAACUUAUAGGGUUUUUAGCAGGUAUCAACCUCCUUAUGUUGCUUCCGAGGAUAUGGAAGAAAGAAGGAUUAACCAUUAAAUUCUGCUUCCUUAUGUUCCUUCUCUGCAGUUUCUGUUUUUUUUUUUUUCCUUUUUCCUUGGGUUUCGUUUUAGAACAAGUCAUAGAGAGCUGGUUACAACUUUGAUGCUUAA